Messenger RNA from Paraphaeosphaeria sporulosa, 1500 nucleotides. Its product is annotated as MFS general substrate transporter. Bases 1 to 1500 code for a protein of 499 amino acids. The transcript is spliced from 3 exons. Gene Ontology annotation, cellular component: plasma membrane. The record is from RefSeq and is a predicted model, not a curated record. Gene Ontology annotation, molecular function: pantothenate transmembrane transporter activity. NCBI's taxonomy places the organism in Eukaryota, Fungi, Ascomycota, Dothideomycetes, Pleosporales, Didymosphaeriaceae. Gene Ontology annotation, biological process: pantothenate import across plasma membrane.
AUGGCGCGUAGGCCGGACGAACGUGAGCCUCUUCUUGGCAACCGCCAUAGCGACUCCCCAAAACCUGAGAGAACCCCACUUUCCCACAUCAAAAGUAUUCUCUGGGGCCCCGCAUCCAUCGAACAAUCCGUGGUCAUGAAGCUCGACCUCACCAUCUUGCCCUACUUCUCUCUGAUAUGGUUCCUCUUCGGCGUAAAUCGUGCUAGCUACAGUCAUGCUUAUAUCAGCGGCAUGAAGGAAGACCUCAACUUCCAGGGCAAUCAAUUCAAUCUGAUGAUCACCAUUUACAUGGUGUUCUAUGCUGUUUUCCAGAUACCGUCGACCUCGCUCCUUACAUUGGCGCGGCCGAAGUACGUCUUCGUUGCUGCGAAUGUGGCGUGGAGCGUUCUGACGCUGCUCACCUUCCGAAUGCAAAAUGUAUACCAGCUGUUUAUACUGAGCGGUUUCGAAGGCGCGUUCUCAGCUGUUGCAUAUGUUGGAGCACACUUCAUCUAUGGUUCUUGGUACAAGAAGUCUGAACUCAGUACCCGGGCGGCCAUCUUUUGUUGCUUCGGACAUACUGGAAGCAUCGCGGGUGGAUGGAUCCAGGCCGGUCUACUCUCUGCUUUCGAUGGGAAGGGCGGGCUACCAGCUUGGCGAUGGGUAUUCGUGGUUGUAUCGGUCAUUACGAUUCCAGUUGCUGCACUUGGAUGGAUUGUGAUACCUAACCUGCCGACGCACAGAAGUGCCUGGUACCUUUCCGACGAAGAGAAGGACAUAGCUGUCUCCCGGCUCGGCAAGACCAAGAAAGCUAGUUGGGAUCUGACAGUUUUCCGACGCGUACUUCUCAGUUGGCAAUUCUGGCUUCUGCCUAUGAUCUUCAUGCUCUACUCGCUCUGUAUCCAAGCCUGCGGCAACAAUGUCAUGCCUCUCUGGAUGGCUUCCCGUGGCUACACGACAAUUCAACAAAACACCUACCCCACCGCGAUCUACCUGUUCGCUAUCCUCGGCACGGUAACUUACUCCCUCAUCUCCGACCAUCUUCAGUCGCGCUGGCAGCCAUCCCUAGCAAUUGGUUUGACUUUCAUUGUUGGCUCAGCCAUCCUCGUCGCCGACCCUGCGGCAGAUGGCUGGCACUUCUUCGCAUUCUACCUUCUUGGGACGACAUAUGCCCCGCAAGCUGUCUGGUAUUCCUGGAUGGCGGAUGUGACGGCGCAUGACGUACAGCUCAGAGCAAUCACAACGGGCUGGAUGAAUAGCUUCGAUUUCGCUUUUGUCACAUGGUGGCCGUUGGUGUUCUAUCCGGUCACAGACGCGCCGCAUUACGAGAAGGGGUAUAUUGCAAGCUUGGUCACUGGAGCACUGGUCGUGCCAUUUGUUGGACUUAUUGCAUAUCUUGAGAUGAGGGAUCGAAGGCUUGAGAAGAUUGGAAUGAGCUUCGAAGGCGAAUGUGCAGAGGGUGCCGAAACCGCAAGAGAGGAGGUUCACAGUGGGCUAGUAAGUGUGCCGCAAAUAUCGUAA